CGCGAUUCGAACCUAGGGUUUCCCAGUUUCCACAGCUCCCCGUCCAAUCUGCAUCGCGCUGGUUUUGAUCCCAGGAUCUCUGUCUUUCUCUUUCGCUCCCAGCUUCAAGUGCUCCAAACUCCCUGCGCUUCCCUCCACAAAACGGUCGUCUCCUUCCCCGAGCUCAGACUCUCUCUCUCUCUUCUCCGCCUCGCUCCCUCCCGGCUCCUCCCGUCCGAGGCGAAGGCUCGUCACCGUCCGGUUACCGCCGUCCGCUUCCGGGUGACCGGAUGCUCGGGUGCUUGCUCGACUAGUCGGGGGGCUGCUCGGCUGGUUCGAUGCUUGUAUAGGAUCGGAACCGGCUUGACAAGGCAGAAGAGCACGGGCAAUGCGCUUGUUUUCUCUUUGCUUGGCGGGACGAUUGAAGUUUGAGGUAGUCUGCUUGGGGAGUUCUUCUUGUUAGCUAGUCGGCGGGAUCUCUGUACCGAUCGCCGAGGCGGCCUUUCGACCGAGAGAGUUGCCGGUCGCCGCAGGCGGAGAGUUAUACCUAUCGUGCCGGGGCGUCCUUUCCGGCUCGGGUUGGCAACCGUAAGGAGAUAAGUUAGCGCUUGGGGCGGUUUUCAGGACCGGCUAUGGCAUCGCGGUUUCAAGCCUCUGUGUUGGUGGCUUCGCCUUUGUACCCGAACUCCAUAGCUUGGUCGGACGAGAACUUGAUUGCUGUGGCCUGUGGUCGCCUCGUCACUAUACUGAAUCCUGCAUUGCCUUUUGGACCUCGAGGCCUAAUCAAAGUACCCUCUACCGAACCCUUCUCAAUUGGAGUGAUCCAAAAAGAAGAAUUGCUCUCCAGCUGCUUGUUGCCUACCUGUUUAUCUCGUGAUCGUGAUCCUUAUGUACGAUCAGUCUCAUGGUCUCCUCUUGGAAUGGCACCUAAUGCAGGGUGCUUGCUUGCAAUUUGCACUACCGAGGGCCGUGUGAAGAUCUAUCGUGCCCCUUUUUGUGAUUACUCUGCAGAGUGGAUAGCGGUUAUGGAUGUAUCAGACCUGCUUCAUGAUUACCUUGCAAAUGGCAACUAUCAAGUGUUAGAGAUUCCUUCAACAGAAUUUUCUGAUAAGUUUGUGACAGAGCAGAGACGUGCCAAUAAUCCAGCAAACUCAGGUCAUAAGAUGGAGUUGAAGCGAAAGAGACUUCAUACAUCUGGAAUGAUGACUCCCUGCAACAAUAAGAGUUCAAAAACAUCGAGGGAGAAAUCAUGUCCCACAAACAGUAACGAUAAUGAAUCGGCAUCUGACAUGAAUGCUGAACAAGAACAGGGAUCUCCUCAGGCACAGGAAUUUCCACUUGUGAAUGUGAAUGAAGAUGAGUCAUUUCAGAAAAAUUCUAAAUCUCAUGGGAGAUCCACUGGGAAGAAAAUAAAAAAUCCCACACUCCCGCUAAUUAGUGCAGAUCAAUAUGCUUCUCGAAGUGCAAUGCUUUCUUCACUUGUUAUUGCCUGGUCACCGUUGUUGCAGUUUCCGUCUGAAAGUUGUUCACAAGUUCAAAACAGUGCAACUCGCUUUUCGCUGCUUGCAAUAGGAGGGAAAUCAGGCAAAGUUUCUUGCUGGAAAAUUCAUGCACAGGAAUGCUACUCCAUUGAACAUGGCAAUGUUUCUCCAGAUGCAGUGGUUGUUGGGAUCUUUCAGGCACACAGUUCAUGGGUCUCUGCAAUCAGUUGGGCACUACUUACGACUGAUUCUUUACAUCCCCAGGUUCUACUUUCUACCGGGAGCUCCAAUGGCAGUGUGAAGAUCUGGUUGGCACAUUCUUCUGAGCUUUUGAAGUCAUCAGAAGCCAAUUCUUCUCCUUUCGUCCUAUUGAAGGAGAUUAUAAAUCCUGAUAGCAUCCCAGUCUCAGUUCUUUCGCUUACAACACCUGUUAGAUCUCCACACAGGCAGCUCUUAGCAGUUGGAAAAGGGUCUGGAUCUUUUGAAGUGUGGGUACAUGAGCAACACAAUUGUAACUUCGAAAGGAUUGGAUCAUAUGAGGCACAUGACCAUGCCGUCACAGGUUUAGCUUGGGCUUUUGAUGGAUGUUGUUUGUACAGUUGCAGUGAGGAUAACUUUGUACGCAGCUGGAUGUUUCAAAGAAAUACCCUAUUUGAAGUACCUAUUCCUUCUGCUAUUCCCAGCCAGAGAGGCUUGAUUGAUGUUCCAAAUGUAUUUCAUUCAUGCUUUGGAGUAGCAGUGUCCCCUGGAAAUCUUGUCAUGGCUAUGGUUCGCAGUUUUGAUUCUUAUGUUCUGAAUCCAAUGUAUCAGGCAAGGUCUCAAAAAGCUGCUGUUGAGUUUCUCUGGAUGGUUGGGCAAAGAAGUGACAUUUCAUCCAGUGAGAAGUUGAAUUGUGAAGCCUUAUCUGGUGUCUCUAAGGAGGAACUAGCUUGGUGGAAGUCCAAUAUAUUAUGGUCAUUGCGACAAUACGAAUGUUUUGAGAAGCCUCUAGUUAUGUGGGAUAUCAUAGCAGCAUUAUUAGCUAUCAACCAAUUAGUGCCGCAUUUUGUGGAUGAUUUACUACUUGAGUGGCUCUCAAGUUCUUUUACGGAAUCGUGCUCAAAGCUUUCAAAGGAAAAAGUUUUGGCAGAUUUUUCCCGAAGACUCUCAAAGCUUACCUCUCGGCACUUGCAUCUUCUUAAUGUUAUAUGCAGACGUGUAAUAUUAUCAGAAGUAAAAGCUUAUGAUAUUAAUAGCAAUGAACAUGACCACGGGACAACGUGUGAAAAUCGAGAGGAGCAAAUGAUGUUAUGGAUGGACCUUCUUUUGACAAGUGAAAGAGAGCUCCGAGAACGACUUGUUGGUAUUAAUUUUGCCUGUUCCAGUCUAAUGUCUCAAGUUGAUGCAAAUAUGUCUCCAAGUGGAUACUGGUAUCCAUCCGGUUUAGCUCAAAUGGAGCAGUGGGUUGGGUGUGGUCAAGUGCGGGAUCAACUAAGGCUUCUAGUAUCUCAAGCCAAUUUGAAUGGGAAGAGCCUGGGCUCCCGUGACCAUGUAAGGGAAGAGAGAUGCCCCUAUUGCACGGCUUCAGUUCCUUUUGAAUAUGCAGAAGUUGCAUAUUGUCGAGGCGCAAAUUCCAAUGGCAAUGUGGGCCAGAGACACAAACUGGUCAGAUGCGCUGUGUCGAUGCAGAUUUGCCCAACGACUCCCCUGUGGUUCUGCAUCUGUUGUCACCGGCGGGCUUCGAAGCUGGCUCCGGAACCUCUCUUCACAAUGGUUGAGUAUCCCGAAAACUUCGCUUCUUUAGUUGGAUCUUCUCUAAGAGUAGCCUCAAAACCUUUGUGUCCCUUUUGUGGGAUUCUGCUGCAGAGACACCAGCCAGAAUUUCUACUUUCGACAGUGCCAGUUUAAAUUAGUUACCUUGCUAAUUAUGUUGUAAAACUGUGUGCUCGUCAAUAAUCAUAAUUCUAUGCUUACAAA
Molecule: messenger RNA, 3416 nt
Organism: Eucalyptus grandis
Lineage: Eukaryota; Viridiplantae; Streptophyta; Magnoliopsida; Myrtales; Myrtaceae
Exons: 16
Coding region: 612-3347 (911 amino acids)
Biological process (GO): transcription initiation at RNA polymerase III promoter
Cellular component (GO): transcription factor TFIIIC complex
Molecular function (GO): histone acetyltransferase activity; protein binding
Source: RefSeq, a predicted model, not a curated record